GGGGGCUGGUGGCAGAGGCAGCGAAAGCCCAGGCAGGACCCCCGGCCGCCCCGCCGUGCCCGGGGCAGCGCCCGCCGCGAUGUCGGCGCAGAGCCUGCUAAGCAGCGUCUUCUCCUGCUCCUCCCCGGCCGCCRCCGCCCCCGCCGCCGCCAAGAGCCUCUCCAAGCGGAGGCUCCGCCAGACGCGCAGCCUCGACUCCGCCAUCAUCGGCGGCGGCCGGGAGGACGGCGAGGGCGCGGGGCGGGCGCCGCGGGCGCGGGCCGCCGGCAGCCCCCCGGGGGAGCGCCGCGGUGUUCGGGGCGCCGCACCGCCCCACGGCGCCUCCUUCUCCACCCCCAGCACCCCGCUGGAGCGGUCGCCGCCGGGCAGCGCUCUCUUCGACGAGGAGAGCCUCCGCGGGAAGCGGAGCCCCGUSUGCGAGCUGCCCUUCCUGGCGCGCACCCCCUCGGCCCUGGCGCUGAGCGGCACCGCCAGCCCCGCCAACAGCAUCUUCUCCUCGCCCCGGCGCUGGUUGCAGCAGAGGAAGGGGCAGCCCUCGCCGCCCGAGUCGCGCCCCGCCGCCUACGUCGUGUGGAAAUCCGAGGGUGAUUUCACUUGGAACAGCAUGUCAGGGCGCAGCGUUCGGCUGAAGUCAGUUCCCGUUCAAAGCCUCUCAGAGCUGGAGCGUGCUCGGCUGCAGGAAGUGGCUUUUUAUCAGUUGCAGCAGGACUGUGACCUGGGCUGUCAGAUUACUAUCCCCAAAGAUGGACAAAAGAGGAAGAAGUCAUUAAGAAAGAAACUGGACUCAUUAGGAAAGGAGAAGAACAGAGACAAAGAAUUUAUUCCCCAGGCUUUUGGAAUGCCUUUGUCUCAAGUGAUUGCCAACGACAGGGCCUACAAGCUCAAGCAAGACUCUCAGAGAGAAGAGCAAAAAGAUGUCUCAGAUUUUGUGGCCUUUCUCUUGCCAUUUGGAACUAAAAGACAGAACAAAGAACUUUCAAGCAGUAACUCAUCUCUCAGCUCAACCUCAGAAACACCAAAUGAAUCCACUUCUCCUAACACACCUGAGCCAGCGCCGCGGGCAAGGAGACGUGGCGCGAUGUCUGUGGACUCUAUUACAGAUCUUGAUGACAAUCARUCAAGAUUGUUGGAGGCUCUCCAGCUCUCUUUGCCAGCAGAAGCCCAGAGCAAGAAAGAAAAGGCAAGAGAUAAAAAACUAAGCCUGAACCCUAUUUACCGGCAGGUUCCCCGGCUUGUAGAUAGUUGCUGCCAGCACUUGGAAAAGCAUGGUCUCCAGACAGUAGGAAUAUUCAGAGUUGGAAGCUCAAAAAAGAGAGUAAGACAGUUACGUGAAGAGUUUGACCGAGGCAUAGAUGUUGUAUUAGAUGAAGAGCACAGCAUUCAUGAUGUUGCUGCUUUGUUAAAGGAAUUUCUGCGUGACAUGCCUGACCCACUCCUCACCAGAGAACUUUAUACACCUUUCAUCAACACACUCUUAUUAGAGCCAGAUGAACAGCUAAGCACCUUACAGCUUCUCAUUUAUCUUCUACCUCCUUGUAACUGCGAUACCCUUCACCGGCUGCUGCAGUUCCUCUCCACGGUAGCUGGCCAUGCAGAAGACACCAGGGACAAGGAUGGCCAAGAGAUUACUGGGAACAAAAUGACAUCGCUUAACCUGGCCACCAUCUUUGGCCCUAACUUGUUGCACAAGCAGAAAUCUACAGACAAAGAAUUCUCGGUUCAGAGCUCAGCUCGAGCUGAAGAGAGUACUGCUAUCAUAGCUGUCGUGCAAAAGAUGAUUGAAAACUAUGAAGCCCUUUUCAUGGUUUCCCCUGAUUUACAGAAUGAAGUGCUUAUUAGCUUAUUAGAGACUGACCCAGAUGUUGUAGACUAUUUGCUGAGGAGGAAAGCUUCCCAGUCAUCGAGCCCUGAGAUGCUGCGGUCAGAAGGUUCCUACUCCACAGGAGAAAGACAUUCUUCCACAGACUCCAACAAAGCUUCCAGUGGAGAUGUUUCCCCUUACGACAACAACUCCCCGGUGCUGUCUGAGCGCUCGCUGGUGGCAAUGCCAGAAGAAGUUGCCCGCAGCCCAGAUAAGCUGUACAAGGUACCUGAGCAGUACACGCUGGUCGGACACUUGCAGCCUAAGCCAAAGGAGAAUUUUUCUGCAUCACAGGCUGGAAAAGAUGUUUCUGAAGAUCGUUUUGAUAUCUGGGGCACUUGGCAUUCAACGCUGAAAAGUGGCUGCAAAGAUCCAGCAAUGACAGGUUCUUACGGGAACAUUUAUGAAAGCAGCUUGCUGCGACCCGGACAGUGCUCUCUUUCCCAAGGGAACCUCGCCACGUGUUCCCCGCGGUGGCAGGGCAGCUCCUCGGACCUGGACAGUGGCAGGCAGGCCAUGCGAAGGAGCCAGACGACCGCUGCCAUUCCCGAGUGCCAGCUCCACCCCGUGUCUCGGCUGUGCAGUAACCCUCACGUUGAAGUGGGCAGCAGGAGUUCAGACCUGUCGCACUCCAGGUCGGARCAGCACUUGACUUUAAGCAGCGUGGAGGACCUCAGUGAGCGCGAUUUGAGCGCAGGUUGUUUGCAAAGCACAGCCAAGCCCUGCUACAGGAAAGAGCGGCCACCACCCCCUUACCCUGGCCCGGCAAAAACAAGCUCUGCCUUGCCACAGCGGCCGAGUGUUUCUUCAACGCUGCACUCUUUGUGGAGACUUCAGCGCCCAGACAGCAGUUCAGGGCCAAGAGCAGCUGCAGGGCCACCAGCCAGGGCCCCUGAGCAGGCCACCCCCAGGCAGGAGCAGCCARCCCCGCACACGCAAGCGGGUCACAACUAUUCCACAGCACCUCACAGCCACAACAGUAAAGGUGUUUCAGAGGCGGACUGGAACGAGUGGCAAAGGGAGAGGUGGCAGAUUUGGGAGCUGUUAUCAGCCGAUAACCCCGAUGCCCUCCCAGAAACCCUUGUAUGAUCUGACUCUGUGGAACUGCUGCUCAUACCCUUGCCUCCGUCUCAUAGGAAUGCCACGGUGACAUUGGAAAACAGGGAGGGCUUGUUUGUUUUAUACCGACUGAAUUGCAUAUACUUUUAAAAAACUUUGUUCACUUUAMUUUCUUAACAGCACUGUCAAGCAGUUAUUUUACAAAUCCAGUACGUUCCUGUUUUUCAGCAAGCUUUUGAGAAAAAACAAGGUGAAAACUUUAGUGUAAUAACUCUGUAUGCAUAUGCUGURUAUAAGAUAAAACUGUUGCUUUCAUGUUGCUAAAAAUGUAUUUAUAUAUCUGCAGUUUUGAUGAUUGUAUAUUCUGUAAUGGGUAUUGUAUGAUAAUCAUGUUAUGUUUUCAUAUGCAGAUGUCAAUCAAUCAUGACUGCUUUUUUUAAAAUCACUGCACUUACAUUACCAUGAUAUGCUUUGGAAUUCUAUAGAAAGUGCACAAGCUGGUUUCUGUGCUUUUAUAUAUAUAUAAAAAAAAAAGCUGUUAAAGGGGAAAGUUGUACUUCUUUUCACUGCCUAUUGAAAAACACUAAAAUAGAGUGAAACAUGAAAAGCCAUAUAUUUUAUAAGGGUAGUAGUGAGCUUAGRGGGGAAAAUACAAAAUAUUUUUUUCUUAAACAUAUGUUUGCAAAAAAAAUUUAAAUUUGAUACAAGAUUGUAAAAGUAUUUUUUUAGAUUCUGGUAGGAAGCAACUCAGAGAAUCAACUAAGAGCAACAUUGUGCCUAAACCAACUAAGGAUAUCGUGCAAAGUCUGCCCUCCCAUUCUAAAAGAAAACCGAUGUUAUAUAUGCAGGAUAUAAUAUAUAUAUUUAUAAGUGUAUGAUUUUAUGUAUUGUUUUAAAACAAUAAACUGGAAUCCAAAUUUUAGAAAACCAAACCUAAUAAAUUGAGAUGCGUAACACUGAAAAAGAAUAUGGCUUUUCCUUUAAAAUAACAAAGCUCCAGCAUUAAGAAAGAAAGUUAGAGAAAGGAAAAAAAUGCAGACAGACACAUGAAAGGGAGUCAAACAGAGUUUCAGAAAUGAACAUGACAUUUGGAGAAACUCACAACUGCAUUUCUAUAAAUAUUGUGCCAAAGUCUGGGUCAGUCACACUUCCUCAGUAGCUGUAUGUUGCAUUCUGUUAAAUGUUGCUCUUUUAUACUCGUUGUUUUUCAAUUGCAGUGCCGUUUGUGGGCAGCGGGUGGCAAUGUACUGCAGUGUUCCAGAGAAAUUCCRUCUUAACACUCCAUAAGGGAAAGUGUAUCAUAUCGAAAGAAUUUUAUAAAACAUAGUAGUCUUAAUUUUAAUGAAUUCAGUGAUGUUGUCUUUAAGUUCUAUCUUGUGCCAUAAUGAUGGAAUAAAAAGCUAAGUAAAAGAACGAGCAUAUUUUUUGCUCCUUUUUGUUUUUUGAAGUAAGGUAUAUGGGAAAUUGAUGUGGUUUUAAUACAUUCUUGAAUAUCCCUGUCAGAAACAUCUAAAAGGCUUAGGAGCUUAAGGACCUUCAACUUAAAUAUCCAAGAGUCAAGGUUUUACUUUAGUUUGAGGCAUAAAAUCCAUCAUAUAAAAAGUCUUCCCCUCAAAUCUCAAUUUCUCAUCUUAUCUCCUUUUUGCAAGUAAAGUUAUAAGAUAAAAGCACCAAGCCAAGUAAAAAGGGGUAGGAUUUGGUCUUUGACUCUUGUAGCUCUUUUUAUUCAGAAUAAAUAUYCUCUUCUGGUAGUUGCAAGGUUUUUCCAAAUACCCUCAUAAUAUGAAAUUUGAUAGGAACGGUUUCUUGGGUGUCCCUUG
Messenger RNA from Malurus melanocephalus (red-backed fairy wren), 4740 nucleotides. RefSeq names its product Rho GTPase activating protein 6 (gene ARHGAP6). The transcript is spliced from 13 exons. NCBI's taxonomy places the organism in Eukaryota, Metazoa, Chordata, Aves, Passeriformes, Maluridae. The coding region runs from base 80 to 2950 and encodes 956 amino acids. Gene Ontology annotation, biological process: signal transduction. The record is from RefSeq and is a predicted model, not a curated record.